AUGUGUGCGGGCUUUGAUGUCGCCUCAUUAAUGAGCAUUUCCAAGUCUAUUUCAUCUAAUAUUCAGUACGGUGACACAGAAGAAGAUAAAGAAGAGAUCAAAAUAUCUAUUGUGCCGAAACGUGGUGGUGUAGUGAACUCUCCAGCCGCCAUAGCCACACAGGCGUUUGUAUCGAGCUCACCACCAUUACCGACCGUUCAUAGUCAGGAACUUACCGUGAAAGACGUGACUAUGGACAACGAAGUUGAAGAUAUAACGAUGACAGAUAGUUCAUCUCUAUCGCCAACAAACCAUGUGAUAAUGGCGACGACGUCACCGCCAUUACAAGACAACCAGAUAAACACAGUGGUCUCAAAUUUAUUAAAUAUGGAGGUAGAUAGUGCUGCACAAGAAACUGUGACUGUUUCACUUGAUACUGUACUGCCGAAGUUAACGGACAAGAAUUGGAAAGUAAGGAAAGAAGGCUUUGAAGACCUGAAGCUAUUAUUUGAACAGCCAAAUGUCAAGACGAGUCAAGUGCAAGCAGCUGUGGAGCUAUUCCCAAAAUUAUGCGAGGAUUCAAAUGCCAGUGCAAUGGAAGCAGGGUUUGCAGCGGUGCUGGCAUACACUUUAAGUGUAGAGCCAUUUAACAAGGAAAUUGUGACUGGUGUGAUGGCACGGGUGACAGACAAGGGGUUUUCAGCACGACCGGGUAUUGUAAAAAUUUGCGAAGAGUUGACCGACGCGUUUGUUGCAGCUGGAGCAGCGGAAGACACGACGGUGGCUUUGCUCGAAGGAGCCAAAAAUCGCAAGCCAAAGGUGCCGCCAGCAUGUCUUUCUUGUAUUCUUGAGGCAUUAAAAGGAUACGGUCCACAAGUGUUGCCAUUGCAAACUAUUAAAGCAGCACUGCCUAAGCUCAUGGAGGGCCCUGUAAAAGCACGUCCGAUUGCGAUGGGUAUCAUUGUGGAGAUUUUUAGGUGGACUGGUCCGGCGCUCGUUCAGGAUAUUGUGGCAAACCUUCGUCCGGCCCAGCAAACUGAAUUUGAGGGACAGAUUAAGGAUGUUAUUCCUGGUCAGGCAGCACCUACGAAGUUUAUCAAAGGCGCUAAGCCCAAACGAUCCGUUGCCAGUGGUGCAGGUGAAGGGGCGUCUAGUGGUGCAGCAGGAGCAACCGAGUUCGCACCUGCAGCAAUUGAUCCUCGUGAUUUUGCCGAGACAGUCGAUUUACUUGCAAAGCUGCUUAAGACUGAGUUUAAGGCCAAGUUGGCCUUACCGAAGUGGAGCGAAAAGGUGGAAGCACUAAAGAUUGUUCUGGAGCUCAUAGGCCCCGUACCGAAGCUUGCAAAUGGGGAUUUUUAUGAACUGGUGUCCACGCUAAAGGUACUGGCAAACGACUCAAAUGUGAACAUUGUGGCUAAAUCGAUUGAAGUAUUUGGUGCGCUAGCGGACGGCUUACGCAAAAACUUUACGCAAUAUGCUCGAGUGAUGUUUCCUGAGUUGCUGCGAAAACUUUCAGACAAGAAGUCGGUGAUUUUGAAUGCGACAAAUAAGACAUUGGACUUAUUCUUGCAGCAUGCAAUGACAAUUGAUAUGAUGAUAGAUGACCUGAAGCUAGCAUGCGAUGCAUCAAAGAACAAAGCUCCGCCUGCACGCGUUCAGACGAUGUGUUUCUUAACGCGCGCGGUCAAAAACCGCUUUGUGGAUUUGAACGACAAGGCUUUGGUUGUGUCUUUUGGAAUGAUGUUCUCCAAGGGCAUUGGCGAUUCCGACCCGAAAGUGCGCGAAGCUGGUCAAACAUCGUUUAUUGCGCUCUUGCAGGCUUCCGCUCAGGCAUCGGUGUGGAUGAAAAAUAUAAUGGAAGAUAUAGCGCGCAAGAAUAUACGAGCAUUCAAGGCGAUCCAGCUAGGAAUAGGAAGUGGAACUCCACUAACGCCCUCUUCUCGUCCUGGUACACAAUCCUCUCGCCUUGGCAGUGCUCCACCAUCGCGUCCCGGCCGCGCAAGUAGUGCUAUUAGCCGCACCAGUGCUUGCAACGUAAAGGCACCGGAACUGGAAGUGAUAAACGCGGACAUGGCAAGUCCAGCGCCUGGUGGCCACCGUCAUCCUCCUUUGAAAAAGCGUGGGUCACCUGCUCGACCCGGAAUGAAGCUUAAUGCUACCGGCGCUACGUCUGCAAAAGCUGCACCAGCGAAAGGAACUGUGGCAAUAGGAUCAAGCUCUUCGGCAGAAGCUGAGGAUAUCAUUGCGGAACUUCAGCUGGAGAACUGGGAUGAAAUUAAGAAAGGUUUUGCAAGCUCAAAAUGGAUGGAACGAAAAGAAGCAAUUGAGGGAUUGGAGAAAUAUGCUAAAACACACUCAAACAUGAUGAAUGCUAGAGUGAUUGAGGCGUUUACGAUUUAUCUGUCAAAGCAUGUAAAGGAUUUUAAGGACAGCAAUAUUAACGUAUUAAAGAGUUCGUUCCAGGCUGUGGGAACCUUCGCAGAGACAGCAGCCAGCAAGUUCCCGCGUGGAGUUGUCUGUCAUGUUGCUGCUCGUGCUUGUGACAAGAUUGGUGACAGGAAGGCGAAUGAGGCUGUUCGUAACAUGAUUAUGCAAUUUUGUGAAGUAGCAAGUCCAUCGUAUACAACUGGGUGCAUGAUCGAGUAUAUGCCGAAGGUCCGAUUACCGCUAGCGCAUAUUGAGGCACUUUCUGUUUUAUUGGAUUGCGUAAAGGACUUUGGCGUCUCCGUUUGCAAUCCACGCGCUUUGAUUGAAUUUGCGAAGGGGCCGCAAGGGUUGGAGUCAUCAAACCCCAAGGUUCGCAGCGCAGCUAUCUCACUAUAUAGUACAAUGUACUCGCAACUUGGACCGUCUUUACUCCCAAUUCUCAACCUGGACAGCUGGAAGCCUGCAUUGGCUGAGACAAUGAAGGAUGAGUUUAAAAAGGCAGGCUAUGAUCCGGCAAGUGCCAUGGUAAGUAUAAAGCGAAGAGUCAAAAAUAAAGAUGAAACCGCAAUGUCCGCAGAUCCAAGUGUCAUAUUCGGUCGUGUGGAUGUAAGUAAUCAGCUUACAAAGGAACUAUUUGAGAAUAUGAAAAACGAGGCUGAUAAGGGGGCAUGGAAGAAGCGUGGAGAGGCUAUGGACACCGUCCAAGUAAUUUGUGAGGGUGCUGGUUGUGCGAUCGAGUUCACACGGCCUGUGCAAGAACUACUUCGCAACCUAAAAGUUCGUUUGAACGACUCAAAUGCGAACAUGAAGGUGAAAGCUGCAAAUGUGAUUGCGGUGGUUGCGUCAAGUGUCGGGCCUGAUAUCGGUAAGAUGUCGAAGAUGCUUGGUCCAAGCUUGAUUGCCGGAGUUGCUGACAAUAAGAAGGUAAUGCAAUCAGCUGCAAUCCAAGCUCUGCACAAAUGGGUUUGCCAUAGAGGCAAGACUUCCUGUAUUUGUAUGGAAAGUCUUCUGUUGCCUCUUUCGGAGGGCCUUUUGAAUACUGUUGGACGAGCAGAAUUGUUGGAGUGGGCAGCAGAGCACCUGAAAAAUUGCGAGAAGCUUGAUUUGCAUUGCUUGGUUGUUCCUACUGUUCAGUGUUUGAUGGAUAAGUCCUUUGACGCGCGUGAGAAAGCGCAACUGUUGCUUAUUGAAGUAUUAAAAUCUGUGGGUAAAGACACUGUACUUACGAUGGGGUGUCGCGACAUAAAGCCUGCCGCAAUGCGGGCUCUUCAGCCUUUGCUUGCCAAAGUAUGCGAAUUAGCAGAGGCGGGUGGGGCUGUUAGUACUGACGAAGAAGCCUCUUCUAUUUCAGGACCUACCAGAACGCCAACGCAUUCUCCUGUAACACCAUCUGCUGCGGGUUCUGGAUCAAUCAGCACUGGGAUUGGACGUGGUGGAAGUCGCAGAAGGGCAAGUGCAUCUGGAGGUGAUGGCACUUCAGUAAAGUCACGCCUUGCCCGACCUGCUGUAUUGAAGGCUCCUACGACAUCGCUUUCGUCUCAUUUCGCAUAUACUCAAAAAGAAAUCGCACCAUUGCUGAAGAUGAGCACCAGCAAACCUGCAAGAAUACUUAAAGGGCAGUUUAACCGCUGGCUUUUUGAGGCCACCUCCACAAGUGAAAUGAAUACGCGCAAGAGUGAAAUUGAGGCUGAGUGGAAGCCUUUCUUGUCGCCUGAGUUUCAUGCGAAACUCUUUGCUCCGUCAUUGGAGAAAGGAAUGCUAAGCGCGAUGGACGAGUUGACGGCGGUGUGCGUUGUCCAUCAAGCAGAUGAGGUGAUUGCCUCACUCGACCUUAUCUUAAAGUGGUGCACCCUUCGUAUUGUGGACAACAAUGUUCAGGCCCUGGCUAAGCUGUUGGAGUUUUUGGUUAAGCUACUGGACAUGUUAAAGGACACAAGAUACCAGUUAGAUGACGUUGAGGCUGCAAUUUUGCUUCCGUACUUACUCCAAGAAAGUGGACAGUCAAAGCCGCGUUUUCGCGUCCGCUUCCGUGAUGUGAUGAAGCUGGUUAUUGAUGUGUAUAGUCCUGAAAAGUAUGUACCUUUUCUAAUGGAAUGCUUUAAUGGUUCGAAGAACAUGAAGAGUCGCUGUGAGUGCAUUGAUCUUGUGGAAUUCAUUGUGAGUGUGCAUGGAUACCAAGUUGUUGGCCGAAAAUGCAUUAAAGAUAUAGGUAAGUACGUCGUAGCCCACGAGAAGGAGCUUCGUGAGAGUGCGAUCAACGCACUAGUAUCUGUUUAUAGGCGGACCGAGAAAGGAAGUUCGGACAAGUUUUUUCGGUUCGUUGGCAUCACUACGCAACAGGGUAUUGAUUUGCUAAGUGCACGUAUAAAACAUUUGCCUGUGGUAACUUUUCCAAAUGGAAGUGCUGCUGAAGGAAAAGUUGUGACAAAGCCAGAGCUGUUACAGCAACGCUCUCAACGGACUGGGUUCGGAUUCAGACGAGCUUCUAUUGUUACGACUUUGACGCCGACACAUAAUAAUGUUUCGCGUUCGAUGGAGUCACAUGCUGAGCCCAUUUCUGUGGCCGUGGUGAAGCAAUUUCCUGAUGGUCAUAUAGACGAUGACAUCAUCAUGAACACAGUAAAUGAGGAGGCGGUUGAAGAAAUCCCGUCCAGUGCGGCGAUCGAAGAGUUGCUAUUGCGCCCAAUUGAGAUGCUUAUCAACUCUUCAAAGGAAAUUGUUCCCGCUGGUACACCUGCGUACAAGGAAGGCGGGAACGCUCUGAAGGGUUUGUAUGCAAUCAUUAACUGUCCUUCGGACCCGUCAGAAGUCGAGUUUCUGCACUCGUAUGUGAACGAGAUUGUUUUGGCUCUUUGCGAUUGUAUACAUGGAGCCUUUUACGCAGGUAAUGCGGAGAAGAGGCCUGAGAUGUACAUUCUUGCAAUAAGCAUCACGACGUUAACCGCGAUCUUUAAUAGCGAGGCUGUUACUAGUAUGCAGCGCUACACUGUGGAACGCGUUUUACUGGAAUUGUGCUCAAAAAUAAUGGACCCGCGUUUGGAAAAGUUCUCUCAAAAGGCUAAUUUGCCAGUAACAGAGUUAAGUAUGUCACCGGAAGAGAAUCGUUAUCUCAUGGUCUACAAAGCGCUUUACAAGGCUAUGCGCAAGCUGACGGAAAGGGCGAAACCUGGUGAUGUGUACCCUUCGGUGAUUAAUCUUCUGCAACGUCUUAUGCACAAUGAUGUUGGUGAGUACAACAAGAACGACGCGUUAAAGCAUUUGUUAAAAGAAGAUUCUCUUGAUCAGCUUGUAGGACGUAUUCUGCUGAAGCUGACGAACGUCCAAGCAAAGGCACUUGCCCCAUUUGAGGGUAUUGACAUCUUUGGUGUUCUCAUGCAGAUGCAUGGGUUCUUUUCGACUCUACCGAGGGCUGAAGUCAUGAUGGUGGAUAUAGCCAACGACAACAUGCAGUCAGCACUAAAGAUUAUUGCUGAGAGCCUAACAAAGACACGACCGAGCACUUUUGAGGCAUCUCUAAAGGACAUUCCUUCUACUUCUAUGGUGCAUCAGAUUCUCGAAGAUACGGGAUAUGUUCAAUCCCAACUACAGAAUGCUGCCGAAACAGAGCUGCGUGUCGGAGAAAACGACACUUGUCUCUCGUCAGCGGCUCGUAAUUUGAACCACUAUGACGGCGGAAGUGCCGCCACAGGUGGUGCUGCUGCAACAGAAGAAACAAUUUCUCGACGUUUGUUUUCGCCACAAGAUACUUUCUGUAUUGCAGCCCAAAGAUCAAGAACGGCUUCAUUAGUGCCGUCAGUGGCUGCAAAUGCACCAACAACAACCCGUGGACGCAGUUUCACGUCGUUUCAUGACUUCGCUGUCAAUCGCGGCGCAGCGAGUAGUAUGCCACGUACGUCGACGACCAGCGAACAGCUUGAAAAUUUGCGGGAGCGACUACAAAUGUCCCGUCAUUUUAAUUAG
Molecule: messenger RNA, 6366 nt
Organism: Peronospora belbahrii
Lineage: Eukaryota; Oomycota; Peronosporomycetes; Peronosporales; Peronosporaceae
Source: the annotation of a GenBank genome assembly